AUGCGCUUCUAUCGUGCCCACAAAAAGGGACGAUACAACCCAGCAAAGCGCUCUAGUCCUGACUCACUAGCCGAGGCCUGGGAGUUGUUUGCAGUGAAGAUUAGGCGAAAGCCUGAACAAUGGCUUCGCAAGCUUCGCAAACGUGAAGCCGAUAUUCUGGAGUACAAUAUUGAAGGAUCCAAGAUGGAGAUUCACCUACAAUCGAUGAGCGAGGACAACCUGUAA
Molecule: messenger RNA, 225 nt
Organism: Phytophthora nicotianae INRA-310
Lineage: Eukaryota; Oomycota; Peronosporomycetes; Peronosporales; Peronosporaceae
Exons: 2
Coding region: 1-225 (74 amino acids)
Source: RefSeq, a predicted model, not a curated record